AUGGAGCCUGACUUCCCACUGACAGCGCAUAGCAUACGUCUGGCAACCAGACCUGUUAAUGGCAAAAUUAACCUCUCGGUUCCUAUCCCCAAAACAAGGAACCCCAGCUUAAGCUCUUCGAGGACUAUUUCAGUCAAUGUAAGCCAGAAAGUGCUCACAAACAAACACAAAAUCGAUUCUGAGAGGAAAUACAUCUUAUCCAACUCAACUGAAGGUAAAGUGUUGCAGGCUUUCAAACUGCCACUUGCUGCCAAAAUGAACCUUUCAGGUCCUACCUCCAACACAAAGGACUCUGAGAGACAGAAGGUGCUCACAAAAAGGACAAAAAUGUAUUCUGAGAAGAAACACGACUUACCCAGCUUGACUCAAGGUGAAAUGUCAUUGAUCUCUACACCACCACUUCCUGCCAAAAAGGACCUUGUGAGUCCUAACUCCAGCAGAGGGAACACCAGCAUUUUCAGCUCAAAGAAACCGUCUGUCAAUAAUAAACAGAAAGUGCUCACCAAUACACCAAAACUUGAUUCUGAGAGGGAACAUUUUCAACCCAGCUUGACUGAAGAUAAAGUGUUGCUGGUCCCCAAACCUCCAGGGAAGGAUUAUUGUAAUCCAAAAUUAAUGAAGCCUUUAAAUUUGAAAAAAGAGAAGGAUACAUUUUUCAAAUCGAACUUUAUGUAUAACCCUCAGUUUCAAUAUAACAAAACUGCUGUGCCAUCUGCCUCAGCCCAGCACAGUCAUGCCUCCAACAGAUUUCUUCAAGUGGCCAUUAAUAUCAUACAAAACACACUCAAGAAAUAUAACAAUUAUGAAAAUUAUGAACAAGCUACAGGAGGAAAUCUUCUACCAGCAAAGCAGAUCUAUCAGGAAGUACACAAAUACAUGGAGACUGAAGGUUGUCAAGGGGAGAUUGCUGUUAAUCUCACUGAAGAUGUAAUAUCACAAGCCUCUAUGGGAACUGUGAAAAGGCAACCAACAAUGACAAUAAAUGUCUCUAUGGCACGAGAAAAGUGGCUUCAAGGUACACUGAGACAUGAGAUUGGAACUCAUUAUUUUAGAACAGUCAACAAUAAUAAACAGCCAUGGAAUAACAGCAAAGGUCGAGAAAAGUAUGGUCUGGAACCAGCAAAUCCAACUGAAGAAGGACUGGCAACCAUCCACAGCCUUUUAUAUCAUCCUGAUCCCGAUUUGUGCAGAGUUGCCCUCCUGUACUAUACCAUCUACAAAGCAAGCUCAAUGUCCUUCAGUGAACUAUUUGAGCAUUUGAAAAUAUUUGUCAGAGACCCAGAAGCCAGAUGGUAUUAUUGUGUCCGAGCAAAGAGGGGCUUGACAGACACAUCACAGCCAGGAUGUUGUAAUAAGGAUCAGGUGUACCUUGAAGGUGUUCUACAAAUCCUAAGACGCAGACAUACCAUAGAUUUCAAGCUGCUAAUGGCAAUGGGAAAGGUUUCCUACGAGGAUAUAAACCGUCUAAAAAAGACUGCCGUGCUUAGUAAGCCGAGGCUCCCUCAAUUUCUCAAAGACAGGAACCAAUACAUGAUGCGUCUGGAAAAGAUAAUGCAAGUCAACGAACUAACAGACACUUUACUAAAAACGCUUGUCGAUUGA
Messenger RNA from Pelobates cultripes (western spadefoot toad), 1602 nucleotides. The record is from the annotation of a GenBank genome assembly. NCBI's taxonomy places the organism in Eukaryota, Metazoa, Chordata, Amphibia, Anura, Pelobatidae.